AGAACACUUUACAGGAAAUGAUUGUAUGACCUAAGAAGUCGAGGGGGGGAAUAGUUGAAUCUUCCGGUGUUCCAAAUUAGCGCGGAGCAUAUUUCAGUGAAAGUGUGAAGUUACUGCUAUGGAUAAGAUACGAGGCACUCCUCAGGUGGUGGCGAGUGGGUGCUGAUGGGGGACGAAAAGGACACCUGGAAAGUGAAGACACUUGACGAGAUUCUCCAAGAGAAGAAACGUAGAAAAGAGCUGGAGGAGAGGACUGAGCCCAAGUGCCAGAAAAAUGUAAACACUUGUCAGGGAACACACACUUUGAAAUGGGUUGAAGUUGCCCCUGGAAAAUGAAGAAAUCAUAGUUCGCGCCGUGCCCUGUUCCACAGACGGAUGAUCGGGAAGCCAAACGUGACACUCCGGAGGAAGGAGAACUACGGGAUCACAGAAUGGAAAUAACAAUUCAUAAUUCCCCGUACGUACGGGAAGACACUACUGAAGACAGGGGAGAAGAGGAUGAAUCACUUGCUAUCAAACCUCCGCAGCAAAUAGCCAGGAAAGACAAAUCUCACCAUAGAAAAGAAGAGAAGAGAAAGGAUAAAAGACGCCAUCGUAGCCACUCUGCAGAAGGAGCAGGGAAACACGUGCGUCCCAAAGACAAAGAGAAGGAGCGGGAGAGUGAGCGCAGGAAACGCCAGUGGGAGGAGCAGGACAAAGCCCGGCGAGACUGGGAGAGGCAGAAACGAAGAGAGCAGGCCAGAGCUCACUCACGCAGAGAGAGAGCCCCUGACAGGAUUCCCCCGUCUUCCCCGGACUACAGGGACAGGCUGGAGCAGGUAGAGCGCCAGCGAGAGCGUGACAGGAAGCUCCGCGAACAGCAGCAGAAGGAGCAACGUGAGCAGAAAGAGAGGGAGAGGCGGGCUGAGGAGCGCCGUAAGGAGCGUGAGGCACGCAGAGAAGUGCCAUCCCACCGUGGGAUACCUGAUGAGUAUGGCGACAAGCCCAAACAGAGCCACCGCAGCCGUAGUCCCAGCCGGGCUCCCAGGGACCGACCGGAGCACAGUGAGCCUCGCAGGAGUGGCGUUGUGAAGGAGGACAAGCCUGAGAACUUGAAUGACCUGCUGUCAGACCUGCAGGACAUCAGUGACAGCGAGAGGAAGACCAGCACGGCUGAAUCCUCCGUGGGCUCAGGAUCAGGCUCGGAUGGGGAAGAGGAUGAUGAAAACGAGUCCAGCAGCCAGAGUGAGGGAGAGGAGGAAUCUGGGUCUGGUUCUGCAGGAUCUGACCAGACUGCAGGUAUGGAGAACUACGAGGACGUGAGUGAAGAGGAGCAGUCUGAAGAGGAGUUCGAAGAGGAUAGGGAAAACGGCAUCCACAUUCCUCCAGUGCCCGAGUCACGUUUUGACCACGACACAGAGGAAAGCGGGGAGGAAAUGGAGGAGGAUGAAGAGGAUGAAACAGGGGAGGGAGAUGUCACACCCCAGUCUCAAACCCACUCCCGCUCAGUCACCCCUGAGGAGAACUAUAUUCCUGACUCUCCACCCAUCUCUCCUGUGGAACUGAAGAAGGAGCUGCCCAAAUAUCUGCCUGCCCUUCAGGGCUGUCGAAGUGUUGAGGAAUUCCAGUGUCUCAACCGGAUAGAGGAGGGGACCUAUGGGGUGGUGUACAGAGCCAAGGAUAAAAAGACAGAUGAGAUUGUGGCCUUGAAAAGACUGAAGAUGGAAAAGGAGAAGGAGGGAUUCCCUAUCACAUCGCUGAGAGAGAUCAACACCAUCCUGAAAGCACAACAUCCAAACAUCGUCACUGUCAGGGAAAUUGUUGUAGGAAGCAACAUGGAUAAGAUCUACAUAGUGAUGAAUUAUGUGGAACACGACCUGAAGAGCCUGAUGGAGACCAUGAAACAGCCGUUCCUUCCAGGGGAAGUGAAGACUCUGAUGAUUCAGCUGUUGAGAGGUGUCCGCCAUCUCCAUGACAACUGGAUUCUCCACCGUGACCUGAAGACAUCUAACCUGCUGCUCAGCCACAAGGGCAUUCUAAAGAUUGGGGACUUUGGUCUGGCCCGAGAGUAUGGUUCUCCCCUGAAGCCAUACACACCUGUGGUGGUGACCCUGUGGUACCGCUCACCAGAGCUGCUGCUGGGAGCUAAGGAGUACUCCACAGCUGUGGACAUGUGGUCUGUGGGCUGCAUAUUUGGCGAGCUCCUUACCCAGAAACCUCUUUUCCCUGGAAAAUCUGAAAUUGACCAAAUUAACAAGAUAUUUAAGGAUUUGGGGUCUCCCAGUGAGAAGAUCUGGCCAGGCUACAACGAGCUCCCUGCAGUGAAGAAGAUGACUUUCACAGAGUACCCGUACAAUAACCUGCGCAAGCGCUUCGGGGCACUCCUAUCAGACCAAGGCUUUGACCUCAUGAACAAGUUCCUCACUUACUGCCCUAGCAAAAGAAUCUUAUCGGACGAGGGACUGAAGCAUGAAUACUUUCGUGAGACGCCGCUUCCCAUUGAACCGUCCAUGUUCCCCACCUGGCCAGCCAAGAGCGAGCAGCAGAGGGUGAAGAGAGGCACCAGCCCCCGACCCCCGGAGGGAGGCCUGGGCUACAGUCAGCUGGGUGAUGACGACUUGAAAGACACAGGGUUCCACCUUACAUCCAGUAACCAGGGAGCUUCUGCAGUGGGUCCAGGGUUCAGCCUUAAGUUCUGAACAUCUGGACAUUGUGGGUGUUGGAGAAAACAACCAACAACCUUAGAGCAAGUUAUCAUGGGACAUAUAUGCAUUUUCUGCAGGACUCAAUGUGGAAUUGCCAUUUAUUGAAUUGCAAAACCAUGACGUGGGUUAAGACUUUCACACAACUGAACAAUGGGACAGGCCUAAACCUACCGAAAAUGUGUCGAGUUUCUUUAUCCAUUCAUAACUUAUCCAACUGUGAUAGUCUUUUAAAGAUUCACACACGUUUUGAGCUCCUAUGGAAAGACCAAUAUCGUAUUUUUCAAUUGUCCCGUCUGUGACUUUGUCAUUAAAUGUUUAUUUUUUCUUUUUUUAUGCCACGUAAGAGAACCAGAUUUUAAUUGAUGGUAUUUCCUGAGUGCUGGAGCUACUGUAUAAUAGUCUAAUAAGUCUCUUUCAGCUCUCUUAUAUUGUAAGAACAUUUACACUGGUUGACAGUUUGUAGACUGGACAAUUGGCCAUUGUUUUUGCAAAAAAUAAAUAUUGAAACAUUA
Hypomesus transpacificus is the source of this 3196-nucleotide messenger RNA. RefSeq names its product cyclin-dependent kinase 11B (gene cdk11b). Gene Ontology annotation, cellular component: nucleus. Lineage: Eukaryota; Metazoa; Chordata; Actinopteri; Osmeriformes; Osmeridae. The record is from RefSeq and is a predicted model, not a curated record. The coding region runs from base 432 to 2678 and encodes 748 amino acids. Gene Ontology annotation, biological process: regulation of mitotic cell cycle; protein phosphorylation. The transcript has 21 exons. Gene Ontology annotation, molecular function: cyclin-dependent protein serine/threonine kinase activity; ATP binding.